Molecule: messenger RNA, 747 nt
Organism: Bipolaris maydis ATCC 48331
Lineage: Eukaryota; Fungi; Ascomycota; Dothideomycetes; Pleosporales; Pleosporaceae
Source: RefSeq, a predicted model, not a curated record
AUGCUUUUCUCAUCGCUCAUAUGGAGUAGUUUAUAUUUUGCUUCAUUUGGUGGCUCCGCUCAUGCUUUGGCCGCAGCCAAGUACCAUGAGCCCAGCCAUACUUCGGCAAACUCUCUCAACGCUCUUGCUGGCUUUAUGCCUCAAAGUUCCCUUGUAGCUCCAACUGGUCAGCUCAAGCACGUUGUACUGGGCCUCGGGACUCAAAAUUACACAUGUGCCAAUGGCGGAGAGCUUGACGCACCCAGCACCACAGGCGCAACAGCCGUUCUUUACGACAUUGGUAGCAAGCUCAGUACCAACCUGCUAGCUGCAAAAUGGAAGCUUCCAGCGAUAUCUGCUCUUACCCUUCUCUUAAGCAUCCAUCCACAAGCGUUAGACAGCUAUUUAAAACUGGAAGGCUUUGACAGAGUGGUUGGGCACCACUUCUUUGGAAUUGCAAAUGGCACGAGCCUACCAAUCUUUGCCUUUGACCAGCUGUCUGAGCCGCCUUAUCCCAUUGCCCACGUUGAAAAAGUUGAGGAAACAGAUGCUCCUAGAUCAGCCUACCCCGGGCUGCAGCAGGAAGGGGCGGUUCCUUGGCUGCAUCUCACCGACGCCGGCUCUUCUGUGGGAGGUGUUGAUGCCGUAUAUCGCCUCGAGACAGCUGGUGGAAAGGGACCAGUGGAUUGCCAAGGUCUACAAGGCAGUUUUGAAGUCAAUUACGCUGCCCAGUGUGAGUCAAGUCCAAAAACGUUGGCCCGGCUGUAA